Xenopus laevis (African clawed frog) is the source of this 2728-nucleotide messenger RNA. RefSeq names its product ELOVL fatty acid elongase 5 L homeolog (gene elovl5.L). Gene Ontology annotation, molecular function: fatty acid elongase activity. NCBI's taxonomy places the organism in Eukaryota, Metazoa, Chordata, Amphibia, Anura, Pipidae. Gene Ontology annotation, biological process: fatty acid elongation, polyunsaturated fatty acid; fatty acid elongation, saturated fatty acid; long-chain fatty-acyl-CoA biosynthetic process. Gene Ontology annotation, cellular component: membrane; endoplasmic reticulum membrane; dendrite. The record is from RefSeq and is marked provisional.
UGAAGAUGGAAGUCCUGGAUAAAGCAGUAAAUGGCUAUAUUGAUAACUUGCUUGGGCCUAAAGAUCCCAGAGUAAGGGGAUGGCUUCUCCUGGAUAAUUACGUUCCUACCAUUUUCUUCACUGCCCUGUAUUUAUUUAUUGUAUGGCAAGGACCCAAGUAUAUGCAGAAUAGACAACCAGUGUCAUGCAGGGGCAUUCUAGUGGUGUAUAACUUGGUGCUCACCCUUCUCUCCCUCUACAUGUUUUAUGAGCUUGUGACAGGCGUAUGGGAAGGAGGUUACAACUUUUUCUGCCAAGAUACCCACAGCGGAGGUGAUGCUGACACGAAGAUAAUUCGGGUCCUGUGGUGGUACUACUUUUCUAAACUCAUCGAAUUUAUGGACACUUUCUUCUUCAUUCUGCGGAAGAACAACCACCAGAUGACAGUCCUGCAUGUCUACCACCAUGCAUCCAUGCCCAACAUUUGGUGGUUUGUCAUGAACUGGGUUCCCUGCGGGCACUCCUACUUUGGUGCUACUCUCAACAGCUUUAUUCAUGUGCUGAUGUACUCCUACUAUGGACUCUCGGCUAUUCCCGCCAUUCGCCCAUAUCUGUGGUGGAAGAAAUACAUCACACAGUGCCAGCUGACUCAGUUUGUCCUUACUAUGACUCAGACUACCUGCGCAAUGAUUUGGCCCUGUAAAUUCCCCAUGGGCUGGCUGUACUUCCAGAAUUCUUACAUGAUCUCCCUCAUCAUCCUGUUCACCAACUUCUACAUAAAGACCUACAAAAAGAAGACCUCUUCCCGAAGGAAAGAAUACCAGAACGGAUCAGCCAGUGCAGUGAACGGACACACAAACAGCUUUUCUUCUUUAGAGGACAAUGUGAAGCAGCGGAAACAAAGGCAGGAUUGAGAAGAAAACGCAGUCGCCACUUACAGAGAAACAACAAUGUCAAGCGCAGAAAAAUCAUCUGGGUGCUGACGCCCACACGGCUACUGUAACUUUCCCUAAUAAAAAAUAAUGUGAUUAAUGUAGGUUUUUACAGUUCCUGCCAUGAUACAAAUGAAAUAAGAGACAUUAAAAUAGGCUCUAUCAGAACAGCAGCAGUUAAUGUUUAGAAGAAUACCUCCAGCCAUUUUCUGUCUCUUUACCACCAAAGUAAAAAAAAUAAAAAUUUACAUUUAUGUUCACAAACAAAUGUUAAACCACCAGCAAAUAUAUAUUUUGGUUUAUGGCUAAAAGGCAUUGGUUUGCCUUUUAAUAAUGUUUUUUUUUUUUUUUUUAAUAUGAUUACAUUAUGUGCAAUGUAUAUUUGAAGCAUACUGUUUUUGUCCGUAAGAAUACUGUUUUAUUUUUGCCACCGUGCAGCCUCACUGAUGACCCACGGGAUAUUUACUUUCUGAAAGCAGCUGAUUAACAUUAAUCAAGGAAUGCUUGUAAAUAGAUAUGCCUACUGCCCAGCACUGUAUCAUGUGCCUGCAGAAGCCAUAGGUGCUCCUAUGCAGUAACAACCUGUUAUAAGUGGCUCUGGUUCUACCAGAUCGGUCUGAUCAUGAAUUUGGGAAGAAAUGCAUCAUUUACAUCCUGUAAGUAACAGGAAUAUUACAGUGCAGAGGAUUUACUUGCAUCACAUGUACAAACCCUAUUGUUUUAUGGCCUUCUGAACAUUAACUGUUGCUUAUUCCCCCUUGGUGCCAGACAGGUCAGCAACAUGUAAUACCGCAGCACCAUCUGACACUGAAUGGGUCAAUGAUCCAGUGAUUUUGACUUCACGUUGCUCAUGCUGUAGACUGAAAAGUAUUAUUGUAGUUUCUAACACUGCUGUUGCCUUACUAGUUCAUAUUCUAGGUGCUGAAUAGCAAUUUAUGGUUUUCAAGAACUGUAAUUUAUUUUCUAAUGCAGGGUAUCCAUCCAUUUGUAGCUGUCAUCUUCAUUUAUUAAAGUAACAUGCCUUAAUAAUUCGAUAUGUAAAAAGCCAAAGCUUCAUACAGGUUGGAAGAUAUCAUCUGACUGCUCAACCUGAGGGCAGAUUUUCAUUAAUUUGUGGUAGAAUGACUGCAGACAGUUAUUGGUCCUGCAGAUAAAAGCUUUUGUUUUGUAAAAAUGUCAGUUCAUAAUUUAUCUGCCAACAUUGGGAUUAACUUGAAACAUUUUCUUUAAGAUAUUUGGGUUCUCUGUAUUGUCCAUACUGUGUCUGUUAAAUGGACUGUAAGUGAAUUGCACUCAAGUGUAGCUUAUGGCCUUAAACUUAAUACAUUUGUCAAUGCGCACAAGGGCAUAGCAACAGGAGCCAGUAGUUAGUGUUAACCGUCACAUUACGGUUUGUUCAGUUUUACUAGUGCUGGACAGUUAAUGCCACCAAAUUGGCUGGAGAAUCAAGCAAUGAAGAUCAUCUAAAUCAAACACUGCUGCCCUCUUAAAGUUGACUGCAUCAUUCCCUGGGAAGACGUUAUCUAGGUUCUCAUCCCCAGCUGUAUGACAUCAGACAUUGGUCUUUGUACAGUGAAUAGCGUAUUUGAGCAAUUUUUUUUUUAAUGAUUAAUAUGACUUUGACUGCAGGAAAGGAUGACCGAAUAUUUCAGAACCACAUGUCACAAUCCUUACCCUGAGAGACUGUUUAACUGAAGCCAAGGAAAUACGUUUUUCUGUUUUUUCUCUUCAGUUGCCUUGUACCCCACUGGCAAAAUCAUUUACAUUGCACAUAGAAAAUGUGUCUGUUAAUAUAUUAAAAACUAACAAUUACAGUA